CCCUUUUCCCCAGGCGUCGUCCCCCAGAGCGCUCCGCCCGUCCCCACCGCCUCUUCCCGCUUCCACUUCCCCCCUCUGGAUCCUCACUCGCCCACCGACGACUCCCAGCCCCGCUUCCCUCCGGGAUCCCUGCUCCAGCCUCACCCCGAAUCCCUGGGAGACGCCGACAGGAAGCCGGAAUCCUCGGAAUUGGAGGAAAACCCUUCGGAUUGGCGCCGGGAUCUGCUGCCUCCGUCUCACUCCUCCUCCUCCAGCGCCGCCGCCGCUCCCAAACGCAAACCCGACGUGGUUCUCCCGCUCUUUUCCAGGCCGGGGAUUUUCCCGGAUCACCCUCACAGCCCUUUCGCCGUCUCGCCGCUGCCGGGGCGUCCCGGCGUGCUCAACGUUCCCAUUUCUCCGGCGUUAUCCCUGACUCCGACGCUCUUUUCCUACAGCCCCUCGCCGGGGCUCAGCCCGUUCGCCGCCGGCAGCAGCUGCUUUUCCUUCAAUCCCGAGGAAAUGAAGCAUUACCUGCAUUCCCAAGCCUGCUCCGUGUUUAAUUAUCACCUGAGCCCUCGGACUUUCCCGCGUUACCCCUUGGUGGUGCCGCCCUUGCAGUGCCCGGUGCCGCUGGAGGAGCAGCCGCAAUUCCCCAUCAAGCUCCAACCUCCUCCCGCCGGCCGCAAGAACCGGGAAAGGCUGGAAAGCCCCGGGGCGGCUCCGCUCAACCCCAGGGUGAAGGUGGAGCUGGAGGAGAAAGAGGAAAAAGGGGAAAAACGGGAGGAGGAGGAGGAGGAGGAGGAGGAGGAGGAAGGGAAGACGGUUUUCGCUCGCCCGGCGGCUCCGGCGUGGAUGCCGCCGCAUCCCGGUUUUUCCGGGGACGACAACACCGAGAAAACAUCCCGGGAUUCUUCGGGCGAUGCCGGGAACCCGGAGAAGAGGGAGGACGCCCUGAUGCCGCCCAAGCUGAGGCUGAAACGCCGCUGGAACGGAGAUUCCCGGCAGGAAAUUCCCGAGGAUUCCCGGCAAAACGGGAUCUGGCACCUCCCCAAAGCCGUGGCCGCCGCUUCCGACACCUAAUCCCGGGAAUAAAACACAAACCAAAACAAAACACAACACACACAC
Messenger RNA from Parus major (Great Tit), 1104 nucleotides. RefSeq names its product ETS variant transcription factor 3 (gene ETV3). NCBI's taxonomy places the organism in Eukaryota, Metazoa, Chordata, Aves, Passeriformes, Paridae. The annotation marks the transcript as partial. The record is from RefSeq and is a predicted model, not a curated record. The transcript has a single exon.